This is a messenger RNA of Olea europaea var. sylvestris, 660 nucleotides long. Its product is annotated as pectin acetylesterase 8-like. The record is from RefSeq and is a predicted model, not a curated record. NCBI's taxonomy places the organism in Eukaryota, Viridiplantae, Streptophyta, Magnoliopsida, Lamiales, Oleaceae. The annotation marks the transcript as partial. Gene Ontology annotation, cellular component: plant-type cell wall. Gene Ontology annotation, biological process: cell wall organization. The transcript has 7 exons. Gene Ontology annotation, molecular function: pectin acetylesterase activity.
UUUAUUUUUUUUUCGUGCAUAUAUAUAUUUUUAAAAAAGAUUCAAUAUUUAUUUUUUUGCUUUGUGUUUGCUGUUUGUUUAGACGGUAGUCCACCGGCAUAUCAUUUUGAUAGGGGAUCUGGUGCAGGAAUUAACAAUUGGUUGUUUCAUAUCGAGGGAGGAGGAUGGUGCAACAAUGUCACAAGUUGCCUUAGGCGUAAGAGCACACAGUUAGGCUCCUCUAAGUAUAUGGUUAAAAACCUUGCUUUUUCUGGGAUAUUGGGCAACAGGGGGCAGUUCAAUCCAGAUUUUUACAAUUGGAAUAGAGUCAAGAUUAGAUAUUGUGAUGGAUCAUCCUUUACCGGCGACGUAGAAGCAGUCAAUCCUGUCACUAAUCUCCACUUUAGGGGAGCAAGAAUCUUUCUUGCUGUUAUUGAAGAUCUAUUAGCAAAAGGAAUGAAGAAUGCUGAAAAUGCUAUUCUGUCUGGAUGUUCUGCUGGUGGAAUUUGGAUGAACUAUAAAUUUUGUUAUAUUUGUGUUUUGGAGGGUCAACAAGCUGACGGGAGUCAAGGUAAGAAUGAAGAUGUUCCGGUACGUGGUACACCUGAGCAACAUGUAGAUGACGAUAUGUGUGGUACAAAUAAAGAAGUCAUCUCAUUGCUUGCAAUGACGGCGGUGAUU